Messenger RNA from Synchiropus splendidus (mandarinfish), 3825 nucleotides. It is a transcript of the gene abtb3b, whose product is annotated as BTB (POZ) domain containing 11b. The record is from RefSeq and is a predicted model, not a curated record. The coding region runs from base 139 to 3171 and encodes 1010 amino acids. Lineage: Eukaryota; Metazoa; Chordata; Actinopteri; Syngnathiformes; Callionymidae. The transcript has 17 exons. Gene Ontology annotation, molecular function: protein heterodimerization activity.
CUGUGGAAGUUCUAUUGGAGGGAUUCUCUCGCAGUAACAAGCCGCCAAAGUCGCCAGACUCCGUGCAUGGAGCUUCUGCACCCCAAGGCAUCAUUCCCUCCACUUUCCACGAGCCCUCUUGCACAAUGAAGUGCAGUUAUGGCAAGAAGUAGCAAGUCACCAGCGAGGACCCUGGAGGAUUUGACGCUAGACUCGGGUUAUGGUGGAGCCGCCGACUCCUUCAGGUCUUCCAGUGCGUCGCUGUGCUGCUCGGAGGCACAUGGGGGGAAUCACUGGCGCUUAACUGACUCCAUGCACAGUCGACACAACAGCCUGGACACUGUCAACACGGUCCUGGUCGAAGACGCCGAGAUCCUGGAGUGCAGCGGGCAGUGCGCGAAACUACCCGAGCUUGAGGAUGUGCCAUGGAGUCUCGGGGAAGUGGCGAGCGCGCUGUGCAAGGACGAGGAGAUGAGUCUCCCGACCCCAGCGCAGGACGUCCUGCACCGGCUCUCGGUCUUAGUGAGCCGCGUACUGGUGAGAGUCGCCAAGGAGGCGCAACGCUUGAGUUUGCGCUACGCCAAAUGCACCAAAUACGAGAUCCAAAGUGCCAUAAAGAUCGUGCUGUCGUGGAGCGUGUCGGUGCACUGCAUCGGCGCGGCCCUCGGUGCCUUGUCCCUGUACAACAUGAGCACGGAGGAGGACAAGUUCAGCCGAGGCAAGUCUACGCGCUGCGGACUCGUCUUCAACGUGGGGAAAUUCUUCCGGUGGAUGGUGGACAGCAGGGUCGCGGUGAGAAUCCACGAGCACGCGUCCAUCUACCUGGCCGCGGCGAUGGAAAGCCUGUUCCGAGAGCUGUACCAGCGGGGGCUGCGCAGCGCGCUGCUGGACAGAGACAACGGCAUCCCCAAGUUCACCGUGGAGACCCUGGAGCAGGCCGUCAACAGUGAUGGAGAGCUGUGGGGGUCUCUGCAGCCCUGGCAACACCUCAUCUGUGGGAAGAAUGCGAGCGGUGUUCUCUGCCUACCUGAAGGUCUGACACUUCACAGGGAACAGCAGCGAGCGUCGAAGAGUGGAGAGGGAAACGCCUACAGUCAGUCUGAGCUGCGUUCUGUUGAACAGUGCUUACUCGCCACACGAGUGGGCAGCAUCUCUGAACUCAGUGACCUGGUGUCCCGGGCAAUGCUCCACCUACAGCCGCUCUACAUGAAGAACCAAAACAAUGGGACGCCGAUCCACCAGAAGAGCAGUGUGAUCCACUGGGCGCCGGAGGCCAUCUAUACUCUCUGUUACUUCAUGCACUGCCCCCAGAUGGAGUGGGAGAACCCCAAUGUGGAGCCCUCCAAAGUCACGUUGCAAGUAGAGAGGCCGUUCAUGGUGUUGCCGCCUCUGAUGGAGUGGGUCCGUGUAGCCGUCGUCCACACGGAGCACAGGCGAUCCUUCUCCGUGGACAGCGAUGAUGUUCGGCAGGCUGCCAGACUCUUGCUGCCUGGAGUGGACUGUGAGCCGCGCCAAGUGAGGACGGACGACUGCUUCUGCGCUUCAAGGAAACUGGACGCCGCUUCCACUGAGGCAAAGUUCCUCCAGGACCUGGGUUUCCGAAUGCUCAACUGCGGACGCACCGACCUGGUGAAACAGGCUGUCAACCUGCUCGGACCAGACGGCAUCAACAGCAUGAGCGAGCAGGGGAUGACGCCGCUGAUGUACGCGUGUGUGCGCGGGGACGAGGCCAUGGUCCAGAUGCUGCUGGACGCCGGCGCCGAUAUCAACAGCGAGGUGCCAAACACAGUGCACAAGCACCCCUCAGUCUUUCCCGAAACGCGCCAGGCAACACCCCUCACUUUCGCUGUGUUGCACGGACAUGUCCCUGUGGUGCAGCUGCUGCUGGAUGCCAAAGCGAACGUGGAGGGCUCCCUGCAGGACGGGAUGGAGAAUUACACCGAGACGCCGCUGCAGCUGGCAUCUGCCGCCGGUAAUUUCGAGCUGGUGUGUCUGCUGCUGGAGCGGGGGGCAGACCCCAUGGUGGGAACCAUGUACCGCAAUGGCAUCUCCACGGCGCCACAGGGCGACAUGAACUCCUAUAGCCUGGCAGCAGCUCAUGGACACAGAAAUGUCUUUCGUAAGCUGCUGUCACAUACGGAAAAGGGGAAAGGGGACGUUUUGUCCCUGGAAGAGAUUCUGGCAGAAGGUUCCGGGCUGGAAGGAAGAAGCUCCUCAGAGAUGGACCUGAUCCGGACCGGGAAGGCCAAACUCAAAGCCCUGAGAGAAGCUAUGUACCACAGCUCUGAACACGGACACGUGGACAUCACCAUAGACAUCCGUAGCCUCGGGAUCCCCUGGACGUUGCACACUUGGCUCGAAUCUCUACGCACAUGUUUCCUUCAACACCGGCGGCCUUUGAUCCAAGGUCUUCUGAAAGAAUUCAGCUGCAUUGAGGAGGAGGAGUACACUGCAGAGCUGGUCACACACGGUUUGCCGCUCAUGUUCCAGAUCCUCCGAGCCAGCAAGAAUGAAGUGAUCAGCCAGCAGCUGUCUGCCAUCUUCACUCAGUGUUACGGGCCGUACCCCAUUCCCAAACUGGCCGAGAUCAAGAGGAAGCAGUCGUCCCGCCUGGAUCCUCACUUCCUGAACAACAAGGAAAUGUCAGAUGUCACCUUUCUGGUGGAGGGGAAACCGUUCUACGCUCAUAAGGUUCUGCUGUUCACAGCCUCCACCAGGUUCAAAACUCUGCUUGCAAACAGGCCGUGCGGUGAGAACACCUGCAUCGAGAUCAGCAAUGUCAAAUAUCACAUUUUCCAGCUGGUGAUGCAGUAUCUCUACUGCGGAGGAACAGAAGCUCUGCACAUCCGCAACCAGGAUGUCAUGGAGCUUCUAUCUGCGUCCAAGUUUUUCCAGCUGGAGGCGCUGCAGAGGCACUGUGAGAUCAUCUGCUCCAAGAACAUCAACACAGAAACCUGCGUGGAGAUCUACAAUCACACCAAGUUCCUUGAAGCUCCAGACUUGGCGGCCUACAUCGAGGGCUACUUCCUGAAGAACAUGGUCCUCCUGAUCGAGCUGGAGCCCUUCAAACAGCUGCUGUACGACUCGCCGCCUGACAGCCCCAGCAGUGACAUCCUGCAGGAAUUGGAGAAGACCCUGGCCGUCCGGAUCCAGUCCAUCCACCUGUCCUCCUCCAAAGGCUCCAUCGUCUGAACCUGCUUCUCUUUCCAACGACAAUCUGUGAGGUCGCCUCUUUGUUUCUGCCUGGUUGACUUCCGUCCGCUUCGCUGAUUUCUGAUACGUUUUGCCAACAGCAGACUCCAGCGGCUCCCCCUUCAAAAUUAAAGCUCCCUGGACAUUUAAAAGUAGGUCACUUCUUUAAACUCUGGAGCGCCACGACGUGUACAAAGAGACGGAUCGUAGGAGUCAGACGUGACGACUGAAUCGGAUUGUGGGACUUUUUUUCCUCCACGGUUGUGUAAAUAUUGUUGAUAAACAGAUCUAUUGAUAAUGUAAGUUAAUAUGUAUAUAUAUAUAUCCUCCGAUGUUUUCUCCGAUGUGUCUUACUGUUGGAUGUAGGUGUGACGAAACGCUCAUCUUAUAAAUAUCUAUGUUUAAAUGUUGCAUGUUCGGACGACUGGGUUUCAUGAUGGAGAGGACUACGACGGUCACUUUUUGUCAUCCGCAUGGGUCACUCACUGUGUAGCACCGCCACCAUGUGCUUCAGUCUGCAGCUUUGUUUAGUCGCCAAUUGGAAAUGGAAAAAAAAUGCUCUGGAUGUGUGUGUGUGUGUGACCCUUUCUCUUUAAAGAUUAAUAUAAAGAAUAUUAUAAAUCCUGCUGCUGUUGUUUGUGCCUUGACUUCACC